CUCAAAGUGACGCACGGGAGUGACGGGUCACUGUGGUGGAGGCUGGCUGUGGUGACUAACUGCACCGUAGGCUGUCGAGGCACCGGGGUGUUGCACCAGUUGCUUUUUGGAUCAAUGGCGUGCAGCAGGUGCUUAAAGUAUUCGCUCCUGAAAGAGAUUUCAGAGAGUUGACAGCGGCGGUCACGAGCCGGAGAACCAGUUUGAUAAACAUCAGAAUGACAGGAAUGGCUCAGCACGUCUCACCUAAAGGUUUCAGAUGCAAAGGGAGCAAAAAGAAGAAGGUUGCGCUUUCCUGUCGUGCACCUCGGUCUAAUGGAGGAGUCUGAGUCGCUGGUGGCCGCGAGGUCCGAGGAGAGGAGGCUGAACGGACAGGGCAGAUGGGGUGCUCAUGCUUUGGAUUCAGAGGCGGUGGAGGACUUCAGGCGGAGGCUCAAAUACUUCUUCAUGAACCCCUGUGAGAAGUACAGAGCCAGGGGUCGGUAUCCAUGGAAGCUGAUGUUACAGAUAUUGAAAAUCGCCAUCAUCACAUUCCAGUUGGUCUCGUUUGGCCUCAGCAACGAAAUGAUGGUCACCUUCAAAAAUGAGAAUCUGAUGACAUUCAGACAACUGUUCCUCAAAGGAUACAAGGAUCACCGUCUGGGAGGCUACGCACUGUACACGAAAGCUGACGUGUACGAUCACAUCCACUACAUUAUCGACAGGUACACCAAUCUCCAGAACCUGACAGUAGGUAAUCUUGCAUAUGAGAGGAUUGAUGGCGAGUACACGCCUCUGUCUGUCUGUCAAGUAGUUUACAGAAACAGCAGCAUUGAUCCUGGAAACGACACCUUUGACAUUGAUCCACACAUUGAUAAAGAUUGUAUUUCCAUACACCCAGUUGGGAUGUCGCCGGACAACGGCACUUUGAUGACAAACUUCUCUUUAGAUUUCAAAAGGCUGCUAUCAGUGAACGUCUACCUGACUCUGAAAACCAUCAAUCUGCAGACUGUGCGGCACCACGAGCUGCCAGACUGUUAUGACUUUCACACAAUGAUAAUGUUCGACAACCGCGCGCACAGCGGAAAGAUAAACGUGGACAUUGUGAACGAUGUCGCAAUUUAUGAGUGCAGAGACUGGAACGUGGAAGGCACCUCUGGGAAGAACGAUUAUCUCCUCCUGUCCUUUGAUUCCAUGGUCAUCCUCGCAUGUUUCACCUCUUUCAUCCUCUGCACACGGUCCGUCAUCAACGGCAUCCAACUUCAGUUUGAGUUCAACAUAUUCUUCCACGCCUACUACAAUAAAAUUGUGACUUGGUCCGAACGCAUGGAGUUCCUGAAUGGCUGGUACAUCCUCAUCAUCGUCAGCGACACGCUGACCAUCGCUGGAUCUGUGCUGAAAAUCGGAAUACAGACAAAGUUCCUGACAAACUAUGAUGUGUGUAGUAUCUUGUUGGGAACAGCCACAAUGCUCGUGUGGGUCGGCGUGAUUCGCUACUUCGGUUUCUUCAAGAAGUACAACGUAAGGACUUCCAUGGAACUGCUUUUAAGUGAACUAGCAUACAAAGAGAAACUGAGGCCGCUCAUUUCUUUCCAGAUCUUAAUCCUAACUCUGAGGGCGGCGUUGCCGAACGUGUUCAGGUUCUGCUGCUGCGCGGCCAUGAUCUACCUGGGGUACUGCUUCUGUGGCUGGAUCGUCCUCGGGCCUUACCACGAGAAAUUCCGGACGCUCGACAAGGUGUCGGAGUGCCUCUUCUCUCUGCUCAACGGCGACGACAUGUUCGCGACCUUCCUGAAGAUGAGGGACAAGUCCUACGUGGUGUGGUUUUUCAGCAGACUUUACCUCUACUCCUUCAUCUCCAUCUUCAUCUACAUGGUGCUCAGCCUGUUCAUCGCUCUCAUCAACGACACCUAUGAAACCAUCAAGCUCCAGCAGCAAGACAAGGAGCCGGUGUCCCAGCUCCAGGUCUUCAUAGCAGAGUGCAGGGACCAGCCAGAGUCUGGAAGAUACCAGACUGCUGAAGAGCCAUCGAACUGCUGUUUAUCUCCAUGUGGCUGCUUUGGAUGAAGUGUCUCCUGGGUUUUUGCUUCAAAGGACUGAAAAAUGACCCUCAGUGCUGAAAGGAGUCUUUAAUUACUGUGCAUCAAUGAGUGAUAAGAGAACUUUUACUUUAUGUAUGUAAUGUAACUUUCUGAAUCACUCAAUCCUUCUCUGUUGAACACUGUUUAAAGGACCCCAUGGUUAGAUGUUACAGUCACCACAAAAGAACCACUGUAACGUUUUGAUGUUAAUCAUUAAAGUGUGAAUAUGCACCGCAAACAUUUCCUCAUUAGUUGGGUGAGACAUUCAAAACUAGUGCGCGGCUUUAUAAGAAAGAGUCUUCACACACUAUCAAGGGUAGAAAAAAAAAAUAAUAACCAAGAGGAAUUUCCACAUGACUGCACAACAACAAAGAUAUUCUUGUCUUUUCAUAAGCAUGACAAUGCCCUGUUUAUAAUCCAUGUGGAUGAAAGUGCAUUUAUUAAAAGUGACUGUAAUGUGGCUUAGAAAACAGAAAUUUCAUUUAAAUUCCUUCUUUGUGCCCAAAUAAAUUGGAAUAACAUAUAGUUAAUAUUGACACCUUAUUACUAGCAGCCUUAUUCCUUGUGUAUAUGUGUGCGUUUGCCAUUUAAACUGAUCUUGACUCUCACUGUAAAUCUGUUUUCAUUUUAACUGGCAUCUUUGUAUUAGAGUUUUUGCAUAUUCUUAUAGUAAGCAGAAAGUGUUGUCGGUGCAGAUGUUUACUAGAAAAUAUGAAUGAAUGAAUGAAUGAAUGAAUGAAUGAAAAUAAAGGCUUUCUAGUAUAA
Mugil cephalus (flathead mullet) is the source of this 2822-nucleotide messenger RNA. It is a transcript of the gene mcoln3a, whose product is annotated as mucolipin TRP cation channel 3a. NCBI's taxonomy places the organism in Eukaryota, Metazoa, Chordata, Actinopteri, Mugiliformes, Mugilidae. Gene Ontology annotation, molecular function: NAADP-sensitive calcium-release channel activity. The record is from RefSeq and is a predicted model, not a curated record. Gene Ontology annotation, cellular component: plasma membrane; lysosomal membrane. The coding region runs from base 313 to 2043 and encodes 576 amino acids. The transcript has 12 exons.